Molecule: messenger RNA, 8368 nt
Organism: Condylura cristata (star-nosed mole)
Lineage: Eukaryota; Metazoa; Chordata; Mammalia; Eulipotyphla; Talpidae
Gene: FN1
Product: fibronectin 1
Exons: 46
Coding region: 254-7696 (2480 amino acids)
Biological process (GO): heart development; nervous system development; cell-substrate junction assembly
Cellular component (GO): extracellular region
Molecular function (GO): proteoglycan binding; integrin binding
Source: RefSeq, a predicted model, not a curated record
GCUGCGCAGUGCUGGGGAAGACGGGGAUCCCCGGGCGCGAGCCGAAGAGAGGGGACCUGCAGCCCCAACUUCCCUCGUGCGCUUCUUCCCCUCUGUCCCUUCACCAGUUCCCUUCCCCUUCCCCCUGCCUCUACCUCCUCCGAGGCUCCCACCCCCGGGAGGCACAGGAAGGGACUCGCGCUAGCUGCCAACCGAACCAAACUUGGUGGCAGCUUGCCUACUGGUGAGGGCGUCUCACCCCCACCUUCUCAAGAUGCUCAGGGGUACGGGGUCCGGGCUCCUGCUGCUGGCCGUCCUGUGCCUGGGGACUGCGGUGCCCUCCACCCGAGUCUCCAAGAGCAAGAGGCAGGCUCAGCAAAUCAUUAUGCCCCAGGCCCCGGUGUCUGUCGGCCAAAGCAAGCCUGGUUGUUACGAUAAUGGGAAACAUUACCAGAUUAACCAGCAAUGGGAACGAACCUACCUGGGCAAUGCCUUGGUUUGUACAUGUUACGGAGGAAGCCGGGGUUUCAACUGCGAGAGCAAACCCGAACCUGAAGAGACUUGCUUUGACAAGUACACUGGGAAUACCUACCGCGUGGGUGACACCUAUGAACGCCCUAAGGACUCCAUGAUCUGGGACUGUACCUGUAUCGGGGCUGGGCGAGGGAGAAUAAGCUGCACCAUUGCAAACCGCUGCCAUGAGGGGGGUCAGUCCUACAAGAUCGGUGACACCUGGAGGAGACCCCAUGAAACUGGAGGUUACAUGUUAGAAUGUGUGUGUCUCGGGAAUGGGAAAGGAGAGUGGACUUGUAAGCCCAUAGCUGAGAAAUGUUUUGAUCAUACGGCUGGGACUUCCUACGUUGUUGGUGAAACCUGGGAGAAGCCCUACCAAGGCUGGAUGAUGGUGGACUGUACUUGUCUGGGAGAAGGCAAUGGGCGUAUCACCUGUACCUCGCGAAAUAGAUGCAAUGACCAGGACACUAAGACCUCCUACAGAAUUGGGGACACCUGGAGCAAGAAGGACAACAGGGGAAAUCUGUUGCAGUGCAUCUGUACUGGCAACGGAAGAGGGGAGUGGAAGUGUGAGAGGCACGCAUCUCUGCAGACGUCAACCGGAACUGGUCCCAUCUCAGAUGUCCGAACGGCCAUUUACCAGCCCCAGCCUCACCCGCAGCCGGUUCCAUAUGGUCACUGUGUCACGGACAGCGGCGUGGUAUAUUCUGUGGGGAUGCAGUGGCUGAAGACACAAGGGAACAAACAGAUGCUUUGCACUUGCCUGGGCAACGGCGUCAGCUGCCAGGAGACAGCUGUCACCCAGACUUUCGGUGGCAACUCAAAUGGGGAGCCAUGUGUCUUGCCAUUCACCUACAAUGGCAGAACCUUCUACUCCUGCACCACAGAAGGGCGACAGGAUGGACAUCUCUGGUGCAGCACAACUUCCAAUUAUGAACAAGACCAGAAGUAUUCUUUCUGUACAGACCAUAGUGUUUUGGUUCAAACCCGAGGUGGAAAUUCCAACGGUGCCUUGUGCCACUUCCCCUUCUUAUACAACAACCACAACUACACUGACUGCACCUCUGAGGGCAGACGAGACAACAUGAAAUGGUGUGGAACCACACUUAACUACGAUGCCGACCAGAAGUUUGGAUUCUGCCCCAUGGCUGCCCAUGAGGAAAUCUGCACGACCAACGAAGGCGUCAUGUACCGCAUUGGAGAUGAGUGGGAUAAGCAGCAUGAUAUGGGCCACAUGAUGAAGUGCACGUGUGUCGGGAACGGGCGUGGCGAGUGGACUUGCGUCGCCUACUCCCAGCUCCGAGAUCAGUGCAUUGUUGACGACAUCACCUACAACGUGAAUGAAACGUUUCACAAGCGGCACGAAGAGGGCCACAUGCUGAAUUGUACCUGCUUUGGUCAAGGCCGGGGCAGGUGGAAGUGUGACCCCAUCGACCAAUGCCAGGAUUCAGAAAGCCGGAAAUUUUAUCAAAUUGGAGACUCGUGGGAGAAGUUCGUGCACGGUGUCAGGUACCAGUGCUACUGCUAUGGGCGUGGCAUUGGGGAGUGGCAUUGCCAGCCCUUACAGACAUACCCAGGUUCAACUGGUCCUGUCCAGGUCAUCAUCACAGAGACACCCAGUCAACCUAAUUCUCACCCCAUUCACUGGAAUGCCCCAGAAUCCUCUCACAUUACCAAGUACAUUCUCAGAUGGAAACCUAAAAAUACUCGAGCCCGUUGGAAGGAAGCCAUCAUUCCAGGCCACCUAAAUUCAUACACCAUCAAAGGCCUGACCCCAGGGAUGAUCUAUGAGGGUCAGCUCAUCAGUGUGCAGCAGUAUGGCCAGAAAGAGGUGACACGCUUUGACUUCACCACCACUGGCACCAACUCCGGCUCCAGUGUACCAGUGAACAGCAACACUGUAACAGGAGAGACUACGCCCUAUUCUCCUUUCGUGACCACUUCUGAAUCUGUGACUGAAAUCACAGCCAGCAGCUUUGUGGUCUCUUGGGUCUCAGCUUCGGACACUGUGUCAGGAUUCCGCGUGGAGUAUGAGCUGAGUGAGGACGGUGAUAAACCCCGGUACCUCGAUCUUCCAAGCACAGCCACUUCUGUGAACAUCCCUGACCUGCUUCCUGGCAGAAAAUACAUUGUGAAUGUCUAUGAGAUCUCUGAAGAGGGAGAGCAGAGUUUGAUUUUGUCUACUUCCCAGACAACAGCACCUGAUGCCCCACCUCACUCCUCUGUGGACCAAGUGGAUGAUACCUCAAUUGUCGUCAGCUGGAGCAGACCCCAGGCACCCAUCACAGGAUACAGGAUCGUGUAUUCACCAUCUGUAGAAGGUAGUAGCACAGAACUCAACCUUCCUGAAACUGCCAACUCCGUCACUCUCAGCGACCUGCAACCUGGUGUUCAGUAUAACAUCACUAUUUAUGCCGUGGAGGAAAAUCAAGAAAGCACUCCUGUGUUCAUCCAACAGGAGACGACUGGAGUCCCCCGUUCAGAUGCUGUGCCUCCUCCCAAGGACCUGCAGUUUGUGGAAGUGACAGACGUGAAGAUCACCAUUAUGUGGACAGCCCCUGAGAGCCCAGUGACGGGAUACCGCGUGGAGGUGAUUCCGAUCAACCUGCCUGGAGAGCAUGGGCAGAGCCUGCCCGUCAGCCGGAACGCCUUUGCAGAGAUCUCGGGGCUGACUCCCGGGGUCACCUAUCACUUCAAAGUCUUCGCUGUGAACCAGGGGAGAGAGAGCAAACCGCUGACGGCAGAACAGACCACCAAACUGGAUGCUCCCACUAACCUCCAGUUUACCGACCAGACCGACUCCACCGUCAUGGUCAGCUGGACUCCACCUCGGGCCCGCAUAGACGGGUACCAAAUAAGCGUGGUCCUGACCCGGGGGGGACAGCCUAAGCAGUACAGCGUGGGGCCAUCGGCCAGGCAGUACCCCCUGAGGAAUCUGCAGCCUGGGUCUGAGUACACGGUGACCCUCGUAGCUGUGAAAGGCAACCAGCAGAGUCCCAAAGUCACCGGAGUCUUUAAUACUCUGCAGCCUCAAAGCUCCAUUCCACCGUACAAUACAGAAGUGACUGAGACCACCAUUGUCAUCACCUGGAUGCCUGCUCCAAGGAUUGGAUUUAAGCUGGGUGUACGGCCAAGCCAAGGAGGAGAAGCUCCAAGAGAAGUGACUUCAGACUCAGGAAGCAUUGUUGUCUCUGGCCUGACUCCAGGCGUGGAAUACAUUUAUACCAUCACAGUCCUGAGAGAUGGUCAGGAGAGAGACACCCCAAUUGUUAACAAAGUGGUGACACCAUUGUCUCCACCCACAAACUUGCACCUGGAUGCGAACCCUCACACUGGCGUGCUUAUUGUCUCCUGGGAGAGAAGCACCACACCAGACAUCAGUGGCUAUAGAAUUACUACCACCCCAACAAAUGGCCAGCAGGGAUAUUCUUUGGAAGAAGUGGUCGAUGAGGGCCAGAGUUCCUGUACUUUUGAAAACCUGAGUCCUGGCAUGGAGUACAAUGUCAGUGUUUACACUGUCAAGGAUGACAAGGAAAGUGUUCCUAUCUCUGAUACCAUCGUCCCAGAGGUGCCCCAACUCACUGACCUAAGCUUUGUUGAUAUAACCGAUUCAAGCAUCGGCCUGAGGUGGACCCCGCUAAACUCUUCCACCAUUAUUGGGUACCGCAUCACAGUAGUUGCAUCAGGAGAAGGGAUCCCUAUUUUUGAAGAUUUUGUGGACUCCUCAGUAGGAUACUACACAGUCACAGGGCUGGAGCCGGGCAUUGGCUAUGACAUCAGCGUUAUCACUCUCAUUAAUGGCGGAGAGAGUGCCCCUACUACACUGACACAACAAACGGCUGUCCCUCCUCCCACUGACCUGCGAUUCACCAAUAUUGGCCCAGACACUAUGCGUGUUGCCUGGGCACCCCCUUCAUCCAUUGAGUUGUCCAGUUUCCUGGUGCGCUACUCACCUGUGAAAAAUGAGGAAGAUGUUGCAGAGUUGUCAAUUUCCCCUUCAGACAACGUAGUGGUCUUAACAAAUCUCCUGCCUGGCACGGAAUAUUUAGUCAGCGUCUCCAGUGUGUAUGAGCAGCAUGAAAGCACACCUCUUAGAGGAAGACAGAGAACAGGUCUUGAUUCCCCAACUGGCAUUGACUUUUCUGAUAUCACUGCCAACUCUUUCACUGUCCAUUGGAUUUCUCCUCGAGCCUCCAUUACUGGCUUCAGGAUUCGCCAUCAUCCUGAGCGUGCUGGUGGAAGACCUCGAGAAGAUCGAGUGCCCCCCUCUCGGAAUUCCAUUACCCUUACCAAUCUUAACCCAGGCACAGAAUACGUGGUCAGCAUCGUUGCUGUUAAUGGCAGAGAAGAAAGUCUUCCCCUGGUUGGCCAACAAUCAACAGUUUCGGAUGUCCCGAGAGAUCUGGAGGUGAUUGCUGCAACCCCCACCAGCCUGUUAAUCACCUGGGACGCGCCAGCUGUCACAGUGAGAUACUACAGGAUCACCUAUGGAGAAACAGGAGGAACUAGCCCCGUCCAGGAAUUCACUGUGCCUGGGACCAAGUCUACAGCUACCAUCAGUGGCCUUAAACCUGGGGUAGACUACACCAUCACUGUCUAUGCUGUCACUGGUCGUGGAGACAGCCCAGCGAGCAGCAAGCCAGUUUCCAUUCAUUACCGAACAGAAAUUGACAAACCAUCCCAGAUGCAAGUGACUGAUGUUCAGGACAACAGCAUUAGUGUCAGAUGGCUGCCUUCAAGUUCCCCUGUGACUGGAUACAGAGUGACUACUAAGCCCAAAAAUGGUGGAGGACCAGUGAAAUCUAAAACCGUAGGUCCAGAUCAAACAGAAAUGACCAUUGAAGGCUUGCAGCCCACAGUGGAGUAUGUGGUUAGUGUCUAUGCUCAGCACCGAGACGGAGAGAGCCAGCCUCUAGUUGAGACUGCAGUAACCAACAUUGAUCGCCCUAAAGGACUGGCAUUCACUGAUGUGGAUGUCGAUUCCAUCAAAAUUGCUUGGGAAAGCCCACAGGGGCAAGUUUCCAGGUACAGGGUGACCUACUCGAGCCCUGAGGAUGGAAUCCAUGAGCUAUUCCCUGCACCUGAUGGUGAAGAAGACACUGCAGAGCUGCAAGGCCUCAGGCCGGGUUCUGAGUACACAGUCAGUGUGGUUGCCUUGCACGAUGAUAUGGAGAGCCAGCCCCUGAUUGGAACCCAGUCCACAGCCAUUCCUACGCCAACUAACCUGAAGUUCACUCAGUUGACACCCACGAGCCUGACUGCUCAGUGGACGGCACCCAAUGUCCAGCUCACUGGGUACCGAGUGCGAGUGACCCCGAAAGACAAGACAGGACCGAUGAAAGAAAUCAACCUUGCCCCUGACAGCACAUCUGUGGUUAUAUCAGGACUCAUGGUGGCCACCAAAUAUGAAGUGAGCAUCUAUGCCCUUAAGGACACUUUGACAAGCAGACCAGCUCAGGGAGUUGCCACUACUUUGGAGAAUGUCAGCCCCCCAAGGCGGGCCCGCGUGACAGACGCCACCGAGACCACCAUCACCAUCAGCUGGAGAACCAAGACUGAGACCAUCACUGGCUUCCAGGUGGAUGCCAUCCCAGCAAAUGGCCAGACUCCAGUUCAGAGAACUAUCAAGCCUGAUGUCAGGAGCUACACCAUUACAGGUUUGCAACCAGGCACUGACUACAAGAUCUACCUGUACACCCUGAAUGACAAUGCCCGCAGCUCCCCUGUGGUCAUCGAUGCCUCUACAGCCAUUGAUGCCCCAUCCAACCUGCACUUCCUGGCCACCACUCCCAACUCCUUGCUGUUGUCAUGGCAACCACCCAGAGCCAAGAUCACUGGCUACAUCAUCAAGUACGAGAAGCCUGGGUCCCCACCCAGAGAAGUGGUCCCUCGGCCCCGUCCUGGAGUCACCGAGGCUACAAUUACUGGUCUGGAACCAGGUACAGAGUAUACAAUUCAGAUCAUUGCCCUCAAGAACAACCAGAAAAGUGAGCCUCUGAUCGGGAGGAAAACAACAGAUGAGCUUCCCCAACUGGUAACCCUUCCACACCCCAAUCUUCACGGACCAGAGAUCUUGGAUGUUCCCUCCACAGUUCAAAAGACCCCUUUCAUCACCAACCCUGGGUAUGACACUGGAAACGGUAUUCAGCUUCCUGGCACUUCUGCUCAGCAGCCCAGUGUCGGGCAACAAAUGAUCUUUGAGGAGCAUGGUUUUAGGCGAACCACAGCGCCCACAAUGGCCACCCCCGUAAGGCAUAGGCCAAGACCAUAUUCGCCGAAUGUAAAUGAGGAGAUCCAAAUUGGUCAUGUCCCCAGAGGAGACGUAGACCACCAUCUCUACCCCCACGUUCUGGGACUCAAUCCAAAUGCCUCUACAGGACAAGAAGCUCUCUCUCAGACAACCAUCUCUUGGACCCCCUUCCAGGAAAGCUCUGAGUAUGUCAUUUCAUGUCAUCCAAUUAACGUUGAUGAAGAACCCUUACAGUUCCGAGUUCCUGGAACUUCUACCAGUGCCACCCUGACAGGCCUUACCAGAGGGGCCACCUACAACAUCAUAGUGGAGGCCCUGAAGGACCAUCAGAGGCACAAGGUUCGGGAGGAGGUUGUUACCGUGGGCAACUCUGCAAACCGUGGUCCCAACCAGCCUACGGAUGACUCGUGCUUCGACCCCUACUCAGUUUCCCACUAUGCCGUUGGAGAGGAGUGGGAGCGGUUGUCUGAAUCUGGCUUUAAACUCUCCUGCCAGUGCUUGGGCUUUGGCAGUGGUCAUUUCAGAUGCGAUUCAUCUAAAUGGUGCCACGACAAUGGCGUGAACUACAAGAUUGGAGAGAAGUGGGAUCGGCAGGGAGAAAACGGGCAGAUGAUGAGCUGCACGUGUCUUGGAAACGGAAAAGGAGAAUUCAAGUGUGAUCCUCAUGAGACAACAUGUUACGAUGAUGGAAAGACAUACCAGGUGGGGGAACAGUGGCAGAAGGAGUAUCUCGGUGCCAUCUGCUCUUGCACAUGCUUCGGAGGCCAGCGGGGCUGGCGCUGUGACAACUGUCGCAGACCAGGGGGAGAACCCGGUCCCGAAGGCGCCCCUGGCCAUGCCUACAACCCAUACUCACCCAGAUACCACCAGGGAACAAACACUAAUGUCAACUGCCCAAUUGAGUGCUUCAUGCCUUUAGAUGUUCAAGCUGACAGAGAAGAUUCUCGAGAGUAACAUUUCAACCUAGAGAAACAAGCAUGAAUCUCUGCCAACGCUCAUUCAAACUGGAGCAAUGUUAGGGGACCCCAGCAUAAAAUGUUUGUUUCUUUCUUCAGCCCUUUGCUCUGGAGUAACUCCUCCAGCUUCAGCUCAACUCACAGCUUGUCCAAGCAUCACCCUGGGUGUGUUUUGAGACUUUCCCUAUGAGGGGCAGCACACUGCCUGUUCUGCCCCCACGUGUUCAGUAUUUGAAAUGAAGUGAUUCAAACUUGUAAUCUGGUUUGGGCUCAGUAGGGAAGCAUACCCACCAACUAAGAUGCAAAAUGUAUUGAAAUGGUAGUACCAGAUUGUAAGUAGGAAAUUUACCCAAACACUUCUGCUUCCAUUUAACUGUCUGGCCCGCGAUAUUGUAGGAACAGCAUGUUCUUGUUCCUGUGGACUUUAAAAUAGCCACAGAACUUAACUUUUUCCAAAUGAUUCUAGUAAUUGCCUAGAAAUAUCUUUCUCUUCCUGUUAUUUAUCAAUUUUUCCCAGUAUUUUUAUAUGGAAAAAAUUGUACUGAAGACACUUGGUAUGCAGUUGAUAAGAAGAAUUGGGUAUAAUUGUGGUUGGUGAUUAUUUUUUAUACUGUACGUGCCAAAGCUUUACUACUGUGGAAAGACAACUGUUUAAUAAAAGAUUUACAUU